This is a messenger RNA of Electrophorus electricus (electric eel), 2314 nucleotides long. RefSeq names its product translocase of outer mitochondrial membrane 34 (gene tomm34). Gene Ontology annotation, cellular component: mitochondrion; cytosol. Lineage: Eukaryota; Metazoa; Chordata; Actinopteri; Gymnotiformes; Gymnotidae. Gene Ontology annotation, molecular function: heat shock protein binding. The record is from RefSeq and is a predicted model, not a curated record.
UAAUUUUUCAGACUAGCCAGCCAGCCAGCCACUGAGCCGGUAAGCGUGGUAUGGUGCUUGUGCUUUCUAAAGAGCAGCAAGGUAGAUAGCUAACGCUAAUUUUCUAGACUUUUCUUGAAUUUUAGUUGAAAUAUAACGUAGAUCAUACAUCAGAAGAACAGAAAGCAGCACUUUGCAGCAGUGUUUAUUGGUGCGCCUCUUCAUUACCUAGCGUUAUAUAAGGAAUUUAAAACUUUAUUUUUAUUUUUUUGCUGUGGCGCUUUAUUUAUUAACCAAGGAGGACGGAUAGUUAGCUUAGCUGACUAGCUAACAUUUUAUUUCACCGUUGUUUAGCUAAUUCUAUAUUUCGAUAUAACGUUAUCUAAUGUUAACAUCUGUGUUUGCGGAUUUUAGCUAGCCUUACUAUAGUUGGGAAGUAAACCAGUUUCAUAACUUAGCGAGCUAAAGCUAGCAAUCUAGCUAAUAUUUUUUUCACAUCCCAAGCGGCAGCUUUGAGCGUGAUCAAAAUGCCCCAGAAGCGGCGAUCGCAGUCAUGGACAGAGCUGAAACAAGCCGGUAACGAAUGUUUUAAGGCCGGCCAAUAUGGAGAAGCUAUCUCUCUAUACAGCCAAACCAUCAGCUUGUUACAGAAGUCAGGUCAAAAGAACCAACAGGAUCUGAGUAUUUUGUAUUCAAACCGGGCAGCCAGUUACUUGAAAAAUGGAAACUGCGGUGAAUGCAUUAAUGACUGCACUACAUCACUUGAGCUGGCCCCAUUUGGGAUUAAAUCUUUGCUUCGACGUGCAGCAUCAUAUGAGGCUUUGGAGAGAUAUAGACAAGCCUAUGUUGACUAUAAAACGGUCUUACAAAUAGACUGCAACUUGCCUGCAGCUCAUGAUGGCACCAACAGAAUGACAAAGGCUCUGAUAGACAUGGAUGGACCAUCUUGGCGAGAAAAGCUUCCUCCGAUCCCCACUGUUCCAAUGGCCAUAAAAGAGAAACUAUUGCAAUCUGCUAGCACAGCCCCCACUAUACAGCAGAAUGGAGUCCAGGAAACCAGUAAUCAAGUGGCUGGUGAUGAUAAAAAGGCCAGGUUGCUGAAGGAGGAGGGUAAUGCUUUUGUAAAGAAAGGAGAGCAUAAAAAAGCUGUGGAGAAAUACACACAGUCUCUCAGUCAAGACCCCACAGAGGUCACAACCUACACAAACAGGGCUUUGUGCUACUUGUCUCUAAAGAUGUACAAGGAAGCUGUGAAGGACUGUGAAAAGGCUCUUCAGCUGGACUCCGCUAAUGUUAAAGCCUUGUAUAGGCGUGCACAGGCAUACGUGGAGCUCAAAGACAAGAGAGCUUGUGCGGAGGAUCUCAAGAGCUUACUCAAAAUCGAGCCAAAGAACACAGCUGCACAGAAGCUACUGCAGGAAGUGCAGAAGAUGAAAUAACUUUUGUAAGACUCCCAUGGACAUGGGGAAGGCAGUUCAAGUGCCUCAAGUAAAUCUGCCUUUCAAUGCUACACCACCGUUUGAGACAUUCAGAUAUUAACUGAAUCAUAAUGGACAUAGUCACUUCCUAAUAUCUUUGAGGUUCUUCCUUAAUGUGUAUUGAGUGUGUGGUGAUGUUUUUUUAUGGAAGCACAUCUGCAUACAUGUAGUCCUGAUAGUGAUUCAUGAAGUGGACAUAUUUUGAUUAGUGUUUAUCAAAAACAUGCCCUCAGUUCUGGUUUUGUGUUGGUUGAUCAGCAGUGGGCUAACUACCCAUUCCCAGCUCCUUGGAUGGCUGGAAAACUGAAUGAUUGAUUGUUAUGCAGUUAACUAAUGUACCUUGUUACUGCAGUUGUUUGUACUUUUAUCAGGGUACAUAAAUAAAAUUAUUAUUGGAACUAAGUAUUCAUCAGAAUGAUUCUCUAACCAUUUACUCCAUUUGUGCUUUGUAUAAGAAAUAGUUCACAGCUGAAUUGGGUAUUAAAUGUACACACAUGCUAGAAAUAUGUCCUUAAUUCACUCCCACAAUUCAAAGCUGAUGCUUACACGAUUUAGUUAAGCAAACAUUAAAGUUUAAUUUACUCUUUAUUGCAAAUAAAGUGCAUUGGGCUGUUGCCUACAGAAGUAGGUGUAGAAGUUGUAAAUUAAAUUACAGCUCUGUAAUGGAAUGUGCAGAUGCUUCAGGUUGUGUCAUUUUAAGGCUAAGCAAACAUGCCAGAACCACUCAUUUAUGUUUGGCAUUACUUGACCAUUUAAAAUUUUACUAUAUAUUUAAAUGACAUUUUGGAGUAUAUCCACAGUCAGUUUGUUUUGCUAGUUCAUGUAUGUAUGUCAUAAUAAAGAAACUUUAUUUUUAA